Talaromyces proteolyticus is the source of this 1257-nucleotide messenger RNA. Its product is annotated as Saccharopine dehydrogenase-domain-containing protein. The record is from RefSeq and is a predicted model, not a curated record. Bases 1 to 1257 code for a protein of 418 amino acids. The transcript is spliced from 4 exons. Lineage: Eukaryota; Fungi; Ascomycota; Eurotiomycetes; Eurotiales; Trichocomaceae.
AUGACCAACACGUCCAAUACCCCUAAGCCAGUCAUCUUCAUUGGCGCCGCGGACGCGAUAUGUGGCGAAGCCAUCAGGUUCUUUGUCAAAGCAACUGAUGUACACGUUGUGCUUGCAGAUGCUGACGAGGACGCCCUUCGUCGAGUUGCUGCCAAGUUACCCGGUAGAAAUAUCACUACACGAAAGGUCGACAUUUUUAAUCCCAAUGAGCUGCGCAGUACCAUUGCUGGCGCCGCCCUUGUAAUUCAAGGCGCACAACCGUACUAUCGAACUUCAACAGUUGUACUCACUGCGUGCAUCGAUGCAAAGGUGCCUUACUUGGACUAUUCCGACGAUGUCCACAGCACGCAGGAGUCACUUAAUCUACACGAGCGGGCUAAAAAGGAAGGCAUUUCUUGCUAUAUAAACUGUGGUGCAUCCCCUGGAAUGACCAAUCUUUUUGUAGUUGAAAUUCCGCAACAGCUUGAUACCGUUGAUAGUCUCGAUAUUUGCUGGCUCGUCAGCGAGGAGGGAGGGGACUUGGGCAGAGAGGUUCUGGUGCAUCUUAUGCAUAUCACCGGCGGACCUUGCUUGACUUGGGACAACGGAAAGGCAGCGAUUCAUGAGAACUGGAUCGAAACAUCCUAUGCUCCGUUCGUUCAUCCGGAGUCAGUUACAUUGCCUCGUCGACUUCCAAAUGUGAAUCGAAUCCGGACCUCAGGUGCUCUGAAUCCAGCACCAUUUAAUGGUUUUGCACGAGGACUUGGUGCUGCAGUCAACUCCGGUACACUUUCUAUGGAUGUCGCUGUCGAUUUUCUCCAGAACAUGCAGAGAAAAUCGUCCCAAGGAUGGAGCGACAUGUUUGGUGUAAUCAUCGCACAAUUCCGCGGUGGGGACAUCACGCUCAAUGAUUUGUAUCAGCUAGAUAAGCACGGUGUCUCGUCACUGAAACCGUGGAAUCUCGCUCUCUGGGGCAUGAUAGACCAGGUCCGCAAGGGUGAAUGCACAUCGGGCGAGCGAGCACCGCACCGUUCUGGUCUGCUCGUCCGAGGUGUGGGUACUAGAAAUGGACAACCAGCAGUGGUUAUCAGACGAACCCCCACUGAUGAGAAAGACCCGUUCCUAGGAGAAGCAUGGCGACUUCGAUUGGAGCAUGCUUCACGAGGACAGCCUGGUGUAUAUUGUCCUGAGGACUGGGCUGAGCCAGAGGCCUUCUUCACAUCUAUGCAGAAACUCGGCUGCCCACAGGACCAGAUAGUUGAAUCAGUCAACGAGUAG